Messenger RNA from Erythranthe guttata (spotted monkey flower), 1612 nucleotides. Its product is annotated as dnaJ protein homolog. The record is from RefSeq and is a predicted model, not a curated record. Gene Ontology annotation, molecular function: Hsp70 protein binding; ATP binding. Lineage: Eukaryota; Viridiplantae; Streptophyta; Magnoliopsida; Lamiales; Phrymaceae. Gene Ontology annotation, biological process: protein folding; response to heat.
UUCUCUGUUCUUCUCCUCGCAAGUUUCCUUUCCGAAAAUCGCCAUUCUCGAUCUGUGUUCUAAUCGUAAUCGAAUCAAUUCGAUCUGUUGAUUAGGGAUUAGUGAAAGUAAUUGAAGAUGUUUGGUAGGGCGCCUCCGAGUAAAAGUGACAACACCAAGUAUUACGAAAUUCUCGGUGUCCCUAAAACGGCGUCGCCUGAUGAUUUGAAGAAGGCUUACAAGAAAGCUGCUAUUAAGAAUCAUCCCGACAAGGGCGGUGAUCCCGAGAAGUUCAAGGAGCUUGCUCAUGCUUAUGAGGUUUUAAGUGAUCCCGAAAAACGUGAAAUCUACGACCAAUAUGGGGAAGAUGCACUCAAGGAAGGAAUGGGUGGUGGUGGUGGUGGUCAUGACCCAUUCGACAUCUUCUCAUCCUUCUUUGGUGGAAGCCCAUUUGGAGGUGGUGGCAGUGGUAGAGGACAAAGACAAAGAAGGGGAGAAGAUGUUGUGCAUCCACUGAAAGUGUCGCUCGAGGAUUUGUACCUCGGUACCUCCAAGAAGCUGUCCCUAUCGCGCAAUGUACUCUGCAAAAAGUGUAGCGGUAAGGGAUCGAAGUCCGGAGCAUCGACAAAGUGCACAGGCUGUCAAGGAAGUGGUAUGAAGGUGACGAUGCGGCAGCUGGGGCGUGGUAUGAUUCAGCAAAUGCAGCACCCUUGCAAUGAAUGUAGAGGAACCGGUGAAAUAAUCAACGAUAAAGAUCGAUGCCCUCAGUGCAAAGGUGAAAAGGUUGUCCAGGAAAAGAAAGUCUUGCAAGUACAUGUCGAGAAGGGCAUGCAAAACGGCCAGAAAGUUACGUUCCCCGGAGAAGCUGAUGAGGCGCCGGAUACGAUUACUGGAGACAUAGUAUUUGUGCUACAGCAGAAGGAGCAUCCUAAAUUCAAGAGAAAAGGCGACGACCUUUUCAUCGAGCACACACUUCCGCUCGCGGAAGCUUUGUGUGGCUUUCAGUUUGUACUUUCCCAUUUAGACGGACGACAGCUUCUUAUCAAAUCACAGCCCGGAGAAGUAGUUAAGCCUGAUUCGUACAAGGCGAUAAACGAUGAAGGAAUGCCGAUGUACCAGAGGCCAUUCAUGAAGGGUAAGCUCUAUAUCCAUUUCAAUGUGGAGUUUCCGGAUUCUUUGAGUGCAGAACAAGUGGCAGCUUUGGAGAAGAUUCUUCCACCAAAGCCGCAAUCGGAACUGACGGAUAUGGAGGUGGACGAGUGUGAGGAGACGACACUGCACGAUGUCAACAUCGAGGAUGAGAUGAGAAGGAAGCAGGCGCACCGUCAGCAGGAAGCUUAUGAUGACGAGGAUGAAGAUAUGCACGGUGGGGCCCAGAGGGUCCAGUGUGCUCAGCAGUGAUCAACUAUAUAUACACAUAUAUAUUUACAAGAAUGGUAGCACAAAUUUGCUUGCUGUAGUGAUUUGAAAUUAAGAUUUUGUGCCACCUGGCUUUAUUUUGUAGUGAAACUGUUGUUUUUGAUGAUCUAAUAGUUUUAUUGUUUUUGAUGAUUUGUGGUUUCUAUUUUCUUGUUUAUUGUUUUUUCAUCCAUUUAUUAUUCAUGCUGAUGAAUAAACUUGUUGAUUUGUAUUA